CCACAAUGAAUAUUGAAAUGGAAAGAACCGAAAAAAUAGGUACCUAUCACUUUCCACAAUGAAUAUGCUGCGCACUACUGCUGUAUCUGCUGGUCUCUUCCAAAAAUGCCCCAAUCCAUAUAAACGGCAAAUAAUAAAAUUCAAUUACAGGCGCUCCAAGUCGAUGUCAACAAUGGCAAGUGCAGAUAGCUUGCCAGAGCACGUCAUGAAGGUGGCAGCCAUUUCUGGAUCUCUCAGAAAAUCUUCCUUUAAUCGGGGUUUACUUCGUUCUGCUGUUGAGAUUGCGAGGGAAAGCAUACCACAUAUGGAGAUUGACAUCUUGGAAAUUGGGCAUCUUCCAUUUGUAAAUACCGACCUGGAAGUAGACAAUAGAUUUCCUCCAUCAGUGGAGGAGUUCAGGGCCAAGGUUCUGCAGGCUGACUGCAUACUCUUUGCAUCUCCAGAGUACAAUUAUUCUGUAUCUAGUCCUUUGAAGAACGCCAUUGACUGGGCUUCCAGACCUCCCAAUGCUUGGGCCGACAAGCCUGCAGCUAUAAUGAGUGCUGGGGGAGGAUUUGGCGGCGCACUAGCUCAAAACCAUUUGAGGCAAAUUGGGAUUUACAUUGAUUUGCAUUUUAUCAACAAACCUGAGCUUCGCAUCAGAGCAUUUGAACACCCCACAAAAUUUGACGGUGAUGGAAAUCUUGUUGAUGAUCAAAUAAGGAAGGAGGUGAAAGAACUGCUGCUAUCCUUGUCUGCAUUUACUCGCAGACUUCAAAACAAAGAAGUACCAAGUUAAAUAUGGCAAUGGUACAUGGGCAAUUACAUUAAAUUUGACCAUUUAUGCGUUCAUAAAGAUGAAAUAGCCGUUUGCGGCUCCUCCUAAUUCAAUGAUUGAAUAUAGGAAGUAACAAUAUUUAAUUAUUGCUAAUUAAUUAGUAUAUCUAUAUUUUAAAAAUAUAUGUAAAAUAUGUUGAGAGAUAUCUUAUAAAAUAAAUGUUCUUCUAGCUA
Messenger RNA from Cryptomeria japonica (Japanese cedar), 990 nucleotides. RefSeq names its product NADPH:quinone oxidoreductase. Gene Ontology annotation, cellular component: cytosol. Lineage: Eukaryota; Viridiplantae; Streptophyta; Pinopsida; Cupressales; Cupressaceae. The transcript has 3 exons. The record is from RefSeq and is a predicted model, not a curated record. The coding region runs from base 59 to 778 and encodes 239 amino acids. Gene Ontology annotation, molecular function: FMN binding; oxidoreductase activity.